This is a messenger RNA of Striga asiatica, 1760 nucleotides long. NCBI's taxonomy places the organism in Eukaryota, Viridiplantae, Streptophyta, Magnoliopsida, Lamiales, Orobanchaceae. The record is from the annotation of a GenBank genome assembly.
AGAAUUGUGAAAUAUCUAAAAGGUGAGAACCUGCAAGGCUGCAACUAUAAAAAACGAAGCGGAAGUGUGGAACACCUACUGAAAGUAUCACUUCAAAACUCUGUUGGUCGUAUCUUCUUCGAGAGAUUGCCUCAGCCUAAAAUGCCGUCGUCUUCACAUUAUCGGAUCUGCUUGGUCGCCGGCGCCGCCCUAACGCUGUUAUUUAUCGCAUCAGCGUUUGCCGACGACGUCGUUGUGCUGACGGAGGAGAAUUUCGAGAAAGAGGUCGGUCGCGAUCGCGGAGCUCUCGUUGAGUUCUACGCUCCUUGGUGUGGACAUUGCAAAAAGCUUGCUCCAGAGUAUGAAAAGCUCGGAGAAAGCUUUAAGAAAGCAAAAUCUGUUCUGAUUGGCAAGGUUGAUUGUGAUGACCAAAAGAGCCUCUGUAGUAAGUAUGAUGUUUCUGGAUAUCCCACCAUAAAGUGGUUCCCUAAGGAAUCCCUGGAGCCAAAAAAGUAUGAAGGUGCAAGGACUGCAGAAGCUCUUGCCGAAUUCGUGAACAAUGAAGGAGGGACAAAUGUGAAGAUUGCUUCCGCCCCUUCAAACGUUGUGGUCCUGACUCCAGAUAACUUUGAUGAGAUCGUGCUGGAUGAAAAAAAGAACGUUCUAGUCGAGUUUUAUGCUCCUUGGUGUGGCCACUGCAAGAAUCUUGCUGCUACCUACGAAAAAGUAGCAACAGCAUUCAAGCUGGAGGAAGAUGUGGUCGUUGCGAAUAUUGAUGCAGACCAACACAAGGAUCUUGCGCAGAAGUAUGGUGUUAGUGGUUUUCCCACAUUGAAGUUCUUCCCAAAGAACAACAAGGCUGGUGAGGAUUAUGAUGGUGGUAGAGAUUUGGAUGCAUUUGUUACUUUCAUCAAUGAGAAGACUGGUACAAGCCGAGAUGGGAAGGGACAGCUGACAUCAAAGGCUGGUAUAGUGGAGAAUCCUGAUAACUUAGUGAAGGAAUUUUUAAGUGCAACAAAUGAGGAGAAGAAAGAUAUAUUCAAGAGAUUAGAGGAGGAAGCUGAUAAGCUUGAUGGUUCCUCUGCCAGGUAUGGGAAAAUCUAUGUGAAAGCUGCUAAGAGCUGCCUUGACAAAGGUUCCGAUUAUGCUAAGAAUGAAAUUCUUCGUUUGGAGCGCAUGCUUGCCAAGUCAAUCAGUGCAACAAAGGCUGAUGAGUUCACCUUGAAGAAGAAUAUUCUAUCGACCUUUGCUUCCGAACAGUGAAAAGGUUUGCAGCCGUUGAUGAUUUUGUGGUUACUUCACGCUAUUGUUCACACCAUUGGGUUUUACCCGUUUUGAGGAUAAUUGAGCUUCGAUAUCGAUUUCAUUUAAAAAGACCGAUAUAAAAAAUACUUUUUUUUUUCAAGCAGUAGUCUACUGUAACAUUUGGCUUAGAGAACUUAUCGACUUCCUUUUUCCUGACCGAGGGAUUGGGAAAAACGUGAACGUUGAUGCAGAUUACGUUAUUUAAGCAGCUUCUUUUUAUGUUGUUUAUUUAUACUAUAGAGAUGUACGAGUGAACCUGAACUUAAGGUUUUGCAAUAUCCAUUACACGACUCAAUUGUAGCAUCGUUCUUAUUCUGUUUAACGUUCUCUUCGUUUGCCUUUGCCCCCACAGAGAUGAUUUCACUAUAUUGGCUAUGUGCAGUUGUUUGUUAAAUCCCCUGUGAUGUUUUGCAUAAAUCAACUGUGGUGGGAUUGCAUUCAAGACAAUACUCCAUAUGAUUCUAUUUCAGUCUUAU